CAUUUGAGUUUGGUAAUGCAUUUCCAUCAUCAGUAUCAGGGUUUUGCAUGUUUUAUAAUUAUAAAAAUUACAUUGCAGCACAUUCAACUCUUUUCAAUUCUCUUUCAGGAAAGGUUGGAAAGAAGACGUCAGAUGCCAUAUCAUAUGCACAUCAAUCUUGAGCUCCUGGAGGCCGUACAUCUUGUAUCUGCUAUGCUGCUGGAAGUUCCUAAUAUGGCAGCAAAUAUUCAUGAUGCAAAACGUAAGGUCAUCAGUAAGACUUUCCGCCGCUUGCUUGAGGUAAGUGAUAAACAAACAUUCACUGGUCCACCAGAAAAUGUCAGAGAUCAUGUUAUGGCUGCCACAAGGUUUCUUAUCAAGGGAGACUUCCAGAAGGCUUUUGACAUUAUUGUGUCUCUUGAUGUAUGGAAAUUUGUGAGAAAUCGAGACACUGUGCUUGAAAUGCUGAAGGACAAAAUCAAGGAGGAGGCAUUGAGGACAUACCUGUUUACCUUCUCUUCAUCUUAUGAAUCCUUGAGCGUGGAUCAGCUCACAAAAUUUUUUGAUCUCUCUGUGUCUCGCACUCAUAGCAUUGUCAGUAGGAUGAUGAUCAAUGAGGAGCUUCAUGCAAGCUGGGACCAGCCAUCUGGGUGCAUUAUUUUCCAAGAUGUUGAAUACUCAAGGCUACAGGCAUUGGCAUUCCAGUUAACAGAGAAAUUAUCUAUCCUUGCUGAGAGUAAUGAAAGAGCAACGGAGGCAAGGAUAGGUGGUGGUGGAUUGGAUUUGCCUCUAAGGCGGAGAGAUGGCCAGGACUAUGCUGCUGCUGCUGCUGGUAGUGGAACAGCCUCUUCAGGUGGUAGAUGGCAAGACCUGUCCCAUUCUCAGCCAAGGCAAAGCAGUGGGCGGGCAGGGUAUGGUGGUGGAAGGCCAAUGGCAUUAGGCCAAGCAGCUGGUAGUGGCUAUUCAAGGGAUCGAAGAACAGGUGCUGGUUAUCAAAGUGCACGGUACCAAGAUGGUUCAUAUGGAGGUUCAGGGAGGACUCAAGGGGGUUCAGCAUUGAGGGGACCCCAGGGUGAUGUAUCUACACGCAUGGUUAGCCUUAAGGGUGUUCGUGCUUAAAGAAGUUUUAAAUUAUCUUCUGUACGUCAGUUUUGAUAACUUAUCUAAUG
This is a messenger RNA of Cajanus cajan (pigeon pea), 1148 nucleotides long. NCBI's taxonomy places the organism in Eukaryota, Viridiplantae, Streptophyta, Magnoliopsida, Fabales, Fabaceae. The record is from RefSeq and is a predicted model, not a curated record.